AUGGCGCAAAGCACUCAACAGCUUGACAUCCAGGUAUUAAAUGAUCUUCAACAACGCUUCCCUGAGAUUCCACUGGAAGUGGUAUCUCAGUGCAUGAUGCAGAAUAACAGCAACAUUGAUGCCUGCUGCCACGCCCUGACACAAGAGAGCUGUAAAUACCUUUAUAUGGAGGGGCACAAUCCAGAAGACACUAGAACAAACAAUCUUUUGCACAUCAAUCUUGGUAUUCACCCAGGCACCAAUUUCCAUGGUGAUGUAACACAAAUGAAUGGUCGACCACUGGUUCAUAGCUCAAGUGAUGGGCACAUUGAUCCUCAGCGCGCUUCUGGCAAGCUUAUAUGUUUGGUUCAAGAGCCUCAUUCUGCCCCAGCAAUUGUGCCACAAAAUUACAAUCCAUUUUUCUUGAAUGACCGAAACUCGCCAACUCCACCCCCACAGCCUAUUCAGCAGCAAAGUGUCAAUACGUCAGCUAUGCAAGCUUCCCUGCCAAAUUAUAUGCACAUACCUCGCUACAGUGCAAAUCCUAUAACUGUAACAGUAUCACAAAAUAUACCCUCUGCUCACAAUGUGCCCAGAGCUUUACAGAUUCUUCCUCAAGUGCAAAGCAAUCCUUAUGGGUCUCCAAGUUCUAUUUACAUUAGACAGUCUUCGCAAAAUUCUCCAGGAAGACAAACUCCACAAAACACACCAUGGCCCCAGUCCUCUCCAGUUCCUCUCCCAAACUAUAGUCCUUGCCCUCUUCCAGUGUUUCCUCAAAGUUACCAACCUGCACAGUAUUCACCUAAGCAGCCUCAAAUUCCACAGUCUGCUUUUCGUUCCCCUCCUACGUCACAGUGCACAUCUCCUUAUAGCUCUCCACAGCAUCAAGUACAGCCUAAUCAGCUAAGUCACCAGACUUCACAUGUGUUUAUGCCCCCUAGUCCAACAGUUUCUCCUCAUCAUCCCUAUUCGCAAGCUCCACCUCCCUAUCCAAAGCAAAGUGGCCAUUCUGUAUCUUAUCUUCCUUAUGGAACUGGCAUGAACAAGGCUCCUGGGAUGAACAAAAUAGAAAUUACAGUUGAAUCACAACAAAGACCAGGAAAUGCAAUGAAUAGAAGUCCUUCACCAAUAAGUAAUCAACCCCCCCAGCGGAGUACGCAUUCUCCAUAUGCCUCAAGUGCACGGCCAGGUUCACCUUCAAGGGCAAUACAAGGCCAGCCAAAGACUCCAUAUGGUGUUAAUCCCUUAUAUAUAACCUAUUCACAACCACCGACCACCUGUGGCUCUCCCACACCUUCUCCUCGUGUACUGAUGUCUCCAUCUAACCCAACUGUUUUCAAAAUUACUGUUGCACGGGCGCCUACUGAAAAUCUGCUAAAUAUUGUGGACCAAGAGCAGCAUCCUGGUGCUCCAGAACCUAUACAGCCAAUUUCAUUGAUGCCAUCAUCAGGAAUUGAAAAGGGAGUUCACAAAUACCAUCGAAGUUCCAGUUCUGGAUCAGAUGACUACGCAUAUACCCAAGCCUUAUUGUUGCACCAGCGGGCAAGAAUGGAAAGACUUGCAAAAGAACUGAAACAUGAAAAAGAAGGGCUAGAGUUGCUGAAGGCAGAAGUGAAUGGAAUGGAGCACGAUCUGAUGCAAAGACGCCUCAGAAGAGUGAGCUGCACCACAGCAAUUCCAACUCCAGAGGAGAUGACCAGACUGAGGAGCCUGAAUAGGCAACUGCAAAUAAAUAUAGAUUGUACACUGAAAGAAGUUGACCUGCAGUCCAGGGGAGUGGGGAAGCUUGAUUUGAGCAACUUCUAUGACAACAUAGCUCCUGGUCCUGCUGUGCCCCCCAACACUUGUAAAAAAGAUUCAUCUGAUUCUUCAUCAGUUGAAAGGAAAGCAAGAAGAAUCAGCGUGACCUCAAAUAAAAAACCUGAGCCCCCUGACAUCCCAAACCCAGGUGCUGGGGACAUUGCUCAUCGGCACAGACCCAACCAGAGACAAGCAAGAGAUGAAGAUUUUGAAGGGUCUCCAUGGAAUUGCAAUAGCUGUACUUUUCUCAAUCACCCAGCACUAAACCGUUGCGAGCAGUGCGAGAUGCCUCGGUUCACCUGA
Molecule: messenger RNA, 2082 nt
Organism: Staurois parvus
Lineage: Eukaryota; Metazoa; Chordata; Amphibia; Anura; Ranidae
Source: the annotation of a GenBank genome assembly